This is a messenger RNA of Periophthalmus magnuspinnatus, 1748 nucleotides long. It is a transcript of the gene dap, whose product is annotated as death-associated protein. The transcript has 4 exons. The record is from RefSeq and is a predicted model, not a curated record. The coding region runs from base 145 to 465 and encodes 106 amino acids. NCBI's taxonomy places the organism in Eukaryota, Metazoa, Chordata, Actinopteri, Gobiiformes, Gobiidae. Gene Ontology annotation, molecular function: death domain binding. Gene Ontology annotation, biological process: negative regulation of autophagy; cellular response to amino acid starvation; apoptotic signaling pathway.
CACUGUUCCCAAACAAUACUCAGGAAAAAGCCACGUUGACGAUUCAGACUCAAGUGUAGUCCGCAUUUUGGGGCAGAAAAGCGCCUUAGUUCACCUGGGGACGCUCAUUACGGGUUUGUCUGUGAGCUUUAGAUUGUUUUAGACAUGGCCUCGCCCCCGAAGGAGAAAGUAGAAAUGAAAGGAGGACAUCUUCCUGCAGUGAAAGCUGGAGGCAUGAGGAUAGUGCAGAAGCACCAGCCGACUCCAGUCCCAGAACCUCCUCAGAAGAAUGAGGAAGAGGAGGAGUAUGAGAGCAGCAGCAGCCCACCAAAGCCUCCAGUCAUCGUGUCUGGAGUGGUUACAAAGGGAGAUAAGGACUUCACACCUGCCGCGGCCCAGGUGGCUCACCAGAAGCCCCAUCCGGGAGUCCCCAAGCUGCCCCCCGCGCAGCACAUUAACCAGCACAUCCACCAGCCCCGCAAGUGAACCUCACCCCCUGGGACGAGCUACCGCGGCUACGCUAACAAGCCCACCAACCGGCCUUUCGCAACCAAACACACAAGCGACGAAGACUUCCCCCCCCCCUCUCCCACCGGCUUCAAAUCUCAACACAUUUAUCAAAGUAAACAUUGCUUGACUGUGUAAUCAAAGUACCCAAUGCCAGUAUGGUCACUCUGUAGAAGUCAGUUUACGACAGUGCUGCUAGGUGUUGCACUAUUCACUAUUCUGCACUUUUGUGUCCUUAACGGUCGUCUUUACGUCUUACUGUGGUUUACAUAGACAACGGAGUGUAACCGUAUUAAUAUAAAGUGAAUGGGAUUUGAAUCUGACGGGGGAGGGGGGAGGGGAAUCUUCCACCGCGCGCAUUAAAACCGAUACCGCAACACAACAACAACCAGCCAAACUUCGCAAACUUCACGUUAUAUCAAACCCCUCGCAACCAAUGACCUCAAAGCAUGAGCCCAAAUGAUGUUAAAUGUCCAAUCAAAACGCUCGAGACAAGAUCGUUGCCAUCGUUGCACAAGUACAGCAUGGAUCGUCGUGAUUAGCUAGCUGAUUCGUUUGCCCGAUUAGUUGUAGACUCGUGGCAUGUAAUACGAACAAAUAAACAAAAAAGCCAAACAUUUUAUAGUCCGUACAGCGAUGAAAGCGAUAAUUUACCUUCCCAAAUCGUCAAAAUUGGCAGCUAACUCUCUCCGUAUAAAACGAAUAGCUAAUCUAGGCUUUUUGGCAUGUGUUUGGGCUUCUUUGCUGUCUUAUCUCUUGCCUCAAAUAUCACAGUGCUUGCCUCUUUAUCCGAUCGUAGAAGGACAUAGCUGAUUUUUAUAGACGAUAUCCGCCAUUUUCUAGUGUAAUUGUUAUAGCGUACAUUCCAGAGAAAAGUAUUAUGAGUCCGUUAAGUGGCAGCUCAACAUUGAAGUAAGAACUUGUUAUUCUAGCUGACCAGUUUUAAUUAUCACAAUGAUCUAAUUUGGUAGUUUUUUGCAGUUGUAAUACAUAUUUGCCAACAAACACCGUGUUAUUUUUCUCGUCAGUGUCACUCGUUUCAACACUAAUGAUCAGGUUCUAAAAAAAAAGAAUAUAUAUAUAGCAAGAAAAUGCCAAGAAAGAAUAAUUUCCAAUGUUAAUUUAACUUUAAAAAAAGCUUUAUUUUUGUUUUUGCUUGGUUCUUUUGCUUGAGAAAAAUGUUCAAAUUGUACAUUUUUUUAGUUUGUGAGUGGUGUUAGGUGUGGUUGUCAUAGUUAAAUAAAGAUAUUGACUACCAUAAA